Molecule: messenger RNA, 1100 nt
Organism: Ananas comosus (pineapple)
Lineage: Eukaryota; Viridiplantae; Streptophyta; Magnoliopsida; Poales; Bromeliaceae
Product: calcium load-activated calcium channel-like
Exons: 2
Coding region: 132-803 (223 amino acids)
Biological process (GO): endoplasmic reticulum calcium ion homeostasis
Cellular component (GO): endoplasmic reticulum membrane; cytoplasm
Molecular function (GO): calcium channel activity
Source: RefSeq, a predicted model, not a curated record
ACAUACGAAUCUCUCUCUCUCUCUCUCUCUCUCUCUCUCUCUCUGUUUAGAGAACAUUGGUCUAUAUAAGAAAAGAUUAUAAACCAAAACCAGGGAGAGAGAGAGAAACAACAGCUUUAGCCCCCUCGUCCAUGGCGGCGUCGUCGACGUCGUUCUCGUCGUUCCGCUACGGCGAUAGCCUCUCGGUGGUGGCGAUCUCGGCGCUCACGGCCGUGCUCUGCGAGGCGAUCUCGUGGCUCCUCAUCUACCGCACCUCCUCCUACAAAUCCCUCCGCUCCUCCAUCGACAAGGCCUCCAAGAAGCUCCAAUCCAUGAAGUCCCCCUCCUCCGCAACCCCCUCCUCCUCUUCCUCCUCCUCAAACCCCUCCUCCUCCUCCUCCUCCAAGGGCUCAACAAUGGCGACGACGACCUCUUCGACCUCUUCGUCGUCGUCUAGGGCUCGGAAGAUGGAUCGGGUGGAGGCGAGCCUCAAGGAGUCGACGCGCGACCUCUCGCUCUCCAAGUUCAAGUCCGGGGCCGUGGUCGCCGCGGUGCUCUUCGUCGUCUUCGGCCUCCUCAACUCCCUCUUCGAGGGCCGCGCCGUCGCCAAGCUCCCCUUCGCCCCCGUCCCCCUCGUCCUCAAGAUGAGCCACCGCGGCCUCCCCGGCGCCGAUCCCACCGAUUGCUCCAUGCCCUUCCUCUACUUCCUCUGCUCCAUCAGCAUCCGCACCAACCUCCAGAAGCUCCUCGGCUUCGCCCCGCCCCGGGGGGCCGCCGCAGCGGGGGGCGGCCUCUUCCCCAUCCCCGAUCCCAAAACCAAUUGAUCAUCUCUGAUUUCAGUUGAUUCAAAUGAUCCGAAAAGGAGCUGAUCUUGGUGAGGUUGCAGGAUGUUCUGGUAAAGAUUUUGAAGCUUAUUGCGAUAUUAGAUGGAAGAUGUACCUUUAAUUAAUACAUUAAUGUCCGAAGAAUGGUGCUAAUAAUGUUUAGACAGCAAUUGUCAGCUAUUUAUAUUUCCUAAAGAGUUCUCAUUUAAGCAUUAUAUGAAUUCAGUUACGUACGUCUUCUAUGAAGAAUAAUCUUUUCCUUUGAACAUAAAUUGAAUCAAUCUUGAUGCUUGUUCA